This is a messenger RNA of Dermacentor silvarum, 1776 nucleotides long. Its product is annotated as venom metalloproteinase antarease-like TfasMP_A. The coding region runs from base 85 to 1224 and encodes 379 amino acids. The transcript has 10 exons. Lineage: Eukaryota; Metazoa; Arthropoda; Arachnida; Ixodida; Ixodidae. Gene Ontology annotation, molecular function: metalloendopeptidase activity. The record is from RefSeq and is a predicted model, not a curated record. Gene Ontology annotation, biological process: proteolysis.
GAUGUUAGCAGUGUUUCGUCGAGGAUAUCCUUGUAAACAAUUCGACAAUAAGGGGGGCACAGACGUCGAUUUCUUUUUGCCAGUAUGCACCACAUUAUGGCUCUUGUUUUGCUAUGUGCGACUGCUAAAGCAGGUCUACAGGAGCCGCAGCUGGUUUACCCACGCCUUCUGGAAGGGCGCUCUUCAGAUGGCAGGUUCGUCUUGCACGUGCACGACGACCUCACACUCAACCUCGAAAGGGCAUCAGUAGCGGCUCCGAAACUUCGUGUUCUUGAAGAAGAAAACGGUGCUUCGGUGACACAGGUGUAUGACGGACAUGAAAUCAACAGUGACCUCUACCAGGAUCGAGAUCAGUUGGCGACAGUUUCAGUGAAGAUGAGCGGAAGGAGCGCUGAAGUUGCAGGUAUAAUAGGACCAAAUCACAGGAUCGAACCGGUGCCAACAAUGGAGCGCUCGGAGUCUGGUCUCAUUCCGCACAUGGUCUACGAAAUCCAGCACGAAAAAGUAAAUGACAAAGCGCUGUCCUUCGUUGAAAAGGGUUCACGUUUCACUGCGAGAAAUGCUGAUGUCAAAGAAAGCGUUCCACGGGAAGUCGUCGUUGAAGUCUUCGUUGUUUCAGACGUGCCUCAUCACAAUCACUUCAAGAGCACAAAAGAAGCAUUGGUGUACAUCUGCAUGAUGAUGAACUCCGUAAACCUGCGGUUAACUGACAUGAAAAGCCCUAUAGUGAGGCUCGUUUUAACUGGCCUGGAAAAGCCUACGUCAGAGGACUAUUUGCACGGCACGGGUGAAUAUAUGCACAGCUCUAGAACAAUAAAAGAAUUUCAAGGCUAUGCCCAUAAGAAGAAAAUUGAUUUUGGCAGUCCGGACAUUGUAUAUCUCCUUUCCGGACGUAACGUUGUUGCGGAUGGAAGCGGUGGUAAAUUGGACACGAGUAGUUCAGGGAUUGGCUACGUUGGUGGAAUAUGCACGAGCUACUACGUUGCUCUCGGUGAAGACAUUCCAGGUCUAUUUACUGGAAUGCACACAAUGACGCACGAAAUCGCCCACGUGCUGGGUAGCGUGCAUGAUGGAAGUGGUCCGAGCUCUGCUAUCGAAGGACACCCAGGAGCUGUCCGUUGUCUGUGGGAUUACGGAUACAUCAUGAGCUACGUCGACAAUGGCCCAAACCAUCAUCAGUUCUCCUACUGCAGCUUGAAGCAGAUACAGUAUGUCCUCACGUAAGGCAUCCUUUGCUCAUUUGUUUGACUUGCUGUGAUUGCGAAUAUGACCUGUUUCAUUUCAGUGCUUCGUGAAUUUUUUUUCGCGCGCUGCCGUCGACAAGAUUUUCGAUAAGAGUGUUCGUUUGUGACUUAUUUUUGUCGAGCUGCGUCUCUUAGUUAAGAAAGAAAAGAACAUUCAGCUCUCAUCAUCAGCCUAUAUUUAUGUCCACUUCAGGACGAAGGCCUCUUCAAGCGAUCUCCAAUUACCCCGUCUUGUGCUGAUUCUAACUUGCACCUGCAAAUUUUCUAAAUUCAUCACCCCACCUAGUUUUCUGCCUUCCUCUACUGCGCUUUGCUUCUCUUGGUAUUUAUUCUGUAACUCUAAGGGUACACGCAUUACAUGGCCUGCCCAGUUCCAUUUUUUUCUCUUAAUGUCAAUUAGAAUAUCGGCUUUCGCCGUUUGCUCUCUGAUCCACACCGCUCUCUUCCAGUCUCUUAAAGUUAGGCUUAACAUGUUUCGUUCCAUCGCUCUUUGCGCAGUCCUUAACUUGUUCUCGAGCUUCUUUGUUGACCU